Messenger RNA from Coccomyxa subellipsoidea C-169, 633 nucleotides. RefSeq names its product TPR-like protein. NCBI's taxonomy places the organism in Eukaryota, Viridiplantae, Chlorophyta, Trebouxiophyceae, Coccomyxaceae. Gene Ontology annotation, molecular function: protein binding. The record is from RefSeq and is a predicted model, not a curated record. The transcript is spliced from 6 exons. The coding region runs from base 1 to 633 and encodes 210 amino acids.
AUGGCCUUGCAGACAACAGCAGCCCUGCAGAAAGCUCAGGGCGUGUUCAGCAGUCAUGCAGCAGCAAAUGCAGUGCUUGGCGAGCUCGGAGAUGGACUGGAGGCCCCAGUGCAGCUGCUGUAUCUGAUCACCUUACUGGGCUUCGUGGUUGUUGGCGCUUACCUUGUAGUCCGCCAGGUUCUUGUACGACGAGAGCUUGAAGAGGCAGCAAAGGUGCUGGGAGAGAGGAUUCGCACCAACGAUGCCACUUGCGAGGAUUUCUUCGAGCUCGGAGUAAUUUUGCUGCGCAAGAAGCUGUACACACAGGCCACAAAGAACCUGGAGAAAGCCAGCCGGAUAUGGGACAGCGAGCCAGAGGAGUUGGCACAGGUGCACAACGCGCUUGGCUUUGCCUACUUCAACAUGCAGCGGACGGAGCUGGCGCUGAAGAACUAUAGGAAGGCAGUGGAGCUUCAGCCGGGCUAUGUCACCGCCUGGAACAACCUGGGAGACGCCUAUGAGAAGGCCAAGGACUUGGAUCAGGCUCUGAAGGCUUAUGAGGAGGCGCUGUCGUACUCCCCAGCAAACAAGGUGGCCAAGUCCAGGGUGGACUCUCUGCGCACAAAAGUGAGGAACCUGAAUGUGUCAUCGUGA